Messenger RNA from Serpula lacrymans var. lacrymans S7.9, 1158 nucleotides. RefSeq lists its product as uncharacterized. The coding region runs from base 1 to 1158 and encodes 385 amino acids. NCBI's taxonomy places the organism in Eukaryota, Fungi, Basidiomycota, Agaricomycetes, Boletales, Serpulaceae. The transcript has 3 exons. The record is from RefSeq and is a predicted model, not a curated record.
AUGUCUCAAACCACCCCUGUUGACCAACAACCCCCUCAGUUUCCUCCUUAUCUCACUGAACCACCAGUAAUCACUGAAGCCCAAUGGGCACACCGACUAGCCCUUACUCGCGAACAGACCAACGUUGUAGAUGCCACCGAACUGAUGUCAGAUAGGCGCGCAUACUUUUAUCUAUUCCAUCAGUCUAACAUCGAUUGCCUUUACGCUACUUACCCUCUGGACACGUUCCAUUGCUGGCAACAAUCAUUCCUAAUUGCCAACGAACUACACACAGUCACCGUCUCACUGGCUUUGUUAGUAGAUGAGCUUACACGGGACAACAAUUCCGCAUUGAGUAUUAGAGCGACUUUGCUCAUGGAACACUUGCAGAUAGAAUCCCUGGAACAACGCUUGAGGAAGAACUGCGAGAAUGGAGAGAAAGAAGCGGUCAAGGCUUUCCUACAAUUAGGGGGCCAGAAGGUAUUUGUUAUCCCUACCAGGUCUCACGGGACACACCUUUCCAGGACGUCACCCCCCUCACUCUCCACCACCACCUCCACCAGCAUCUCGCCCAUCAUCGCCAGAUCUUGCUCUACCCGUGCCCGCUCCACUAUCCCCAAUACGUUCCUCUACAACCGACUCAAUAACCCCCGUUCCCAACGUAGUCGACGCAUUGCAGGACACAUUGAUUCCUACGUGACCAACGAUGCUCGCCCCAAGCCGGUACUCCUCAUCCCUUUGGGCCGCACUCCCCGAGUACCGCACACAGGCCUGAGGAAGACCCCGAUAUCGACCAGCAACACAUCUCCGGAUGGAAGGUUGUCAAGGAGCAAUGAAGGGGACACUUUGUCCACAGGGAAUAAAAGCAAAAAGCCCUCACCCAUAUCAGACUAUUCCAAUUCCACUCAUUCACAAUCCUCUUCGGAACGAAGACGCUGCCCUCGUGUUCGACGUUGUUAUGCAUGUCAAGAAUAUGGCCAUUGCGCCAUCUAUUGUCGUCACCAUACUUGCUCUACGUGUGGGUUAGAUGCCCCAGGGCACCGAGCUAAUGAAUGUAACCUACGACGCAACUACCCCUUUGCCCGGGAUAGUUGGGGAUUGGAUGACAUACAUAACAACCUGGACAAUGACGCACGGUACAACGUAGACGGAGAAUUGGGAGACUUCGGAGCAGUCUGA